This is a messenger RNA of Pocillopora verrucosa, 1466 nucleotides long. RefSeq names its product steroid 17-alpha-hydroxylase/17,20 lyase-like. The record is from RefSeq and is a predicted model, not a curated record. NCBI's taxonomy places the organism in Eukaryota, Metazoa, Cnidaria, Anthozoa, Scleractinia, Pocilloporidae. Gene Ontology annotation, biological process: hormone biosynthetic process; progesterone metabolic process. Gene Ontology annotation, molecular function: iron ion binding; steroid 17-alpha-monooxygenase activity; heme binding.
UUAUGUUACAUUACUUGAUGGUAGUGUAUGAGUUCAGGAACAUGCCGCCAGGUCCACGCUUAACGACGCUUCCAGUUCUGGGAAACAUAUUUUCCUUGGAUUUGAAGGCGGAGAAAUUUACAGAAGCUAUUAAGGGGUUGGAAGAGAAAUACGGCCGACUUUUCUCCCUAAAAAUGGGAAGCUACAAGGUUGUAAUGGCAGCAUCUCCGGACGCAGUUUAUGAAAUGCUUGUUACGAAAUCAGCUGAUUAUGCAGGAAGACAGCAGACCUAUGCUCUGUAUUCAAUAAACCUUGGAGGGAAAGAUAUUUUGUUAACUCACUAUGGCCCUAGCUGGAAACUUCAUCGCAAACUUUUCACAACAGCCUUACGCCAAUACCUGUCGGAUAUUCCUCUAAUCGAACGCCGAGUAUUAGCACAAGCAGAGGCACUAACAAAAUAUAUUGAAACACUGAAAGGAAAGCCUUUUGAUCCCUCAGAAAGUUUAAAUCGAACCAUUGCUGACGUUAUCUGUGGCAUAACCUUUGGAGAGGGAUACGACACCACCAAUCCAAAUUUGAACAGGCUCCUGAAGCUUAACGUUGAUUUCGUGUCAGACCACGAGACUGCUCAGCUCGUGAAGAUAAUGGACUUCUUCCCUGUAACACAGUACCUUCCUAUUGAGGCUUACGAUCGAUUCAUUCAGCCUUUCUAUGAAAUGUUCGAUAUCAUUCGCAUAUUUUUGCGAGAGCGAGAGAAGAAUUUCGAUCCUGAGAAACCCAUUCAAGACUUGGUCUCGGGUCUCAUUCUCGCUAAAAAAGAGGCCGAACGCGAAAAUGACAUGGAAAAGUCCGCUUAUCUAUCGGAGGAUUACUUUGUUAACACCGUAGAAAACAUGUUCUUCGCUGGCUACGAAAGUACAAGUACCGCUAUGAAGUGGGCAAUAGCCAUGUUGGUUAACUACCCCAUAUACCAAGAGGAUAUUCAACGACAAUUAGAUGAGGUUGUUGGUGACCGAACGCCGUCUUUGAAUGAUCGACCCAAUCUGCCCCUCAUCCACGCUACCAUCAUAGAAACGCUUCGUAUUGGAAACGUGGCUCCUCUUGCAGCGCCCCAUUCCACCUUGAAUGACACAACUCUCUGCGGCUACCGUGUCCCUAAAGGUACGAUAGUGCUUCCUAACAUAGAGUCAGUUCACCUGGAUCCCAAAUGCUGGGAGAACCCGACUGAGUUCAACCCUUACCGUCACCUUGACGACAAAGGAAACCUGAUCACCAGCCAAGGUAACUAUUUCCCAUUCGGAGCGGGCCGACGGUUCUGUGCUGGCGAACCACUGGCUAAAGUCGAGUUGUUCUUGUUCAUGUCGUGGUUGUUGCAGAAAUUUACUUUCGUUGCGGAAGAAGAUGGGUUUCCGCCAAAGUUGAAAGGCUUGUACGGCUUUGUACAAUUUCCAGCUCCUUAUAAGAUACGCGCCAUCAAACGAAAAUGA